ACAGAAAUCCUUCUUCACUGUUGAUGGAUCGUGGUAUAGAAGAGGGAUCUGAAGAGAAAAGUAAUCCAUCAGAAACCACUCGAACCGAAAUUCGUAGUGUCCUGUUACGACAUUGGCAGGCAAUAGAUCGAGCUCGUCUGAAUACCUUCCACCUAUGGUUACUACUGUUUACCAUUACCCACAUUGCCAUCAUCAAUUAUUUGCUUCCAAAGAGCUUAGAAAAGUAUAGGCUAACAGAGGAAUUUUCGGUAAUAUGUUUUGUGAUUGCACUAACCUAUGUAGUCUAUGUGAUCAUUAGUUCGAUUGCCACACGAUACGGCGAAGAGUUAAUUUUUCGUAACGACACAUAAAA
Enterobius vermicularis (human pinworm) is the source of this 352-nucleotide messenger RNA. NCBI's taxonomy places the organism in Eukaryota, Metazoa, Nematoda, Chromadorea, Rhabditida, Oxyuridae. The record is from the annotation of a GenBank genome assembly.